Messenger RNA from Solea solea (common sole), 4162 nucleotides. RefSeq lists its product as uncharacterized. NCBI's taxonomy places the organism in Eukaryota, Metazoa, Chordata, Actinopteri, Pleuronectiformes, Soleidae. The record is from RefSeq and is a predicted model, not a curated record. The transcript has 5 exons. Bases 1 to 4068 code for a protein of 1355 amino acids.
AUGGACGCAUACGAGAGAGACGAUGAUGACGGUGACGGUGAGUGGAUUCUCGUUCGUAGCGGACGCGGCAGACGGCGCGGCACGGGCGGCCGUUCACAGCCGCGUUACGACGGCUCUUAUCCACGCCGCUUUCCCACACAGCGGCGGAGUUAUGCUUCGGUCACCAGAGAUGAUUCUUUUAUUGAUGGCCGCUUCAACACCGGACCUCGUUACGCUCAGCAGCCCAUGGCAAACAGAGCGUCCCGCGUUCCUUCCCGCACGCGGCAACAGUGGAAUAACGGAGAGCAGCGGCGGGAUCGCCAGUUUUACCGCACACCCCCACAGCGUGCGGAGGAGACAUACUGGGAGGAUCGCCGACCACAGCAGGGUCCACCACAAGGCGGCAACCGCCGCCGCGGUCACAGCAGCAGCCACCGCGGCGCCAAAACCAACGGUUGCCACAGCAGUUACGUCAGCCACAGCGCCAAUUUCAGCGGUGGCCACAACAGCGACGACAGCAGCGGGUUGCAUGGCAACGCCCACAGCGACCUCAACAGCGUCCACAGCAACGGCCGCAGCAGCGCCCCCAGCGGGCACAUCAGUUCAGGCAGCUCCAGCUCCAAUUCAGGCAGCUCCGGCUCCAGCUCCGGCAACUCCAGCUCCAGUUCAGGCAGCUUUGGCUCCGACAGCUCCUGCUCCAAUUUUAGCAGCUCCAGUUCUGCUACCAGCCGCAGCUCCGGCUCUUUCAGCACCAGGGAUAGCUCCCAUAACAACUCCAGCUCCAGUUUCAGUUGCCGCUCCUGUUUCAGGACCCUGGACAGCUCCAGUCACAGCUCCAGCUCCCUCUACAGUAGCAACUUUGUUUUCAGGACUAGGGACAGCUCCAGCUGCAGCACCUUCUCUCACCACCUUCAGCACCAUCGUCAGAGCGCAGACUUUGGUCACGACUGGAGCCCACAGCGGUUGGACAUGGGCAAUGACACGCCUCCUCCCAUUCUUACCCCCUUCCGCUUACCUGUUUCACCUCCUCCACAGACGAUGACAGGAGCGUCCCUACGGACUUCUUCUGCCCCAGCAGCAACCUGUGUAGGGUCUCUUCCUGCUCCUGCCCACGUUUUUUCUCCUCCACCGACUUCUGCACCUCUCAUCUCUCCGCCUCUGGCACAGAGGCUCCGGAGAGCGAACACGGGCAGGGCGGCAGUGACAGCAACACCUGCAAACCCCUCCACCCCACAGCCACGUAGGGUUCUCUCUGCUUCUCGGGCAGAGGCCGUGUUUGAUGUGGACACUAUCUCGGUCCUUAUUUCAGAGGAGGAGGAGGACGACACUUUCAGCCUUCAGGCUACACCACCACACCCCCCUCCCCCUCAACGACCAUCCAGUCUCCCUGCGAGACUAUUUCAGCCCACAAGCAGCCCCAGCAACACUAUGACCAGAUUUCUGGCGGCUCGGUCACCGACAACGGGCAUGCGUAGGGUGACGAGACACGUGAGCACCAUGCGCAAGAUGAAGGAAUGGGGAUUGAAUGUGAGGAGGAAGAACCUCAUUAUUGGAGACUCUAACCUUUGCAGGUUUCCAGCUUUCCGGGAGCAGCACCUUCAGAUAGAUUGCUAUCCUGGGGCCAACUUCCGGCAUGCUGGGGCAAUCAUCUCCAAGGCCACCUGCACCACACAACCGGAGAAGAUCAUCCUGGCGUUCGGUCUUAACCACCGCUCACAGAGGCUACCUCCCACCUCGGUGAAGCAACUCCAGGCAGCUCUACGGGCCACGAAGCUGCGCUUUCCAGAUGCCAGGGUCAUGGUACCCAUCAUUAACUUCUCCCCUUCUCUCCCUCAACAGGAGAGGUUUGCAUUACAGGCUCUGAAUCGCUACAUUUUCGAGAACUGCAUUAAACUAGGGAGCCCCUCAAGCUCUUGUUUAUAUGAGGGGUUUAAGAAUGUUUUGGUUUUGUCUAAUUCUGUUCAUUUGUCCACCCCGCAGCUUGCUCUUCUUAACAGAGGCCUGACCUUUGUCCCCACCAUUAAUAUUAAUAGUAAUAUCAGGCAACAGUCUAGAUUCGACCUUCAAAAUUACCAUAGAAGAUUAAAGUUGGCAGCUUUCUAUGGUGAUGAGGGUGAUUCCAGGCCCCCCCCUUUCACUCCCACAUCUGAUUGGGCCCCCCUCGAUGCACAACUACCCCCCCAAGUUGUUAAGUUAAUCAAAAAGGACUCAAAAUAUCUGGACCGUCAUUUCAGGAUCCAGCAUGUGACUCCAAAUUUGACAGGGGAAGAACAAUUAGCACUAAAAGAGUUGAUGAAUAACAAAAAUAUUAUUAUUAAACCUGCCGAUAAAGGCAGUGUAGUUGUAGUUAUGGACCGAGGGCAAUAUUUGUGGGAGGGAUACAGACAAUUAAACGAUAAAAACUAUUACAUUAAAUUACAAAAACCAAUUUAUCUGGACACCAUCCCAUUAGUGACAAAAAUCAUCAAUAAACUUCAUGAAAAGAAGUUUAUUAAUUGGAAACAAAAAAAGUAUUUACUUGGUGAUCCAGAGCCCAGACCUAGACGCUUUUACAUGUUGCCAAAGAUACACAAGGACCCUGUUAAGUGGAGCAAGCCACAUGUGAUUCCCCCAGGUCGCCCUAUUGUUUCUGACUGCAGCAGUGAAACCUACAGAACAGCAGAGUACCUGGACUUUUUUCUGAAUCCACUGUCCACUACGCACCCUAGUUACAUUAAAGAUACAUAUGAUUUUAUAGAUAAAGUAAAAAAUAUACAUAUUCCGGCAGAUUCGAUCUUGUUUACUAUCGACAUUGAUAGCCUCUACACUAAUAUAGACAUAAAGGAGGGAAUUCAAUCUGUGAAGAACAUUUUUUCCAAAAAUUAUGAUAAAAAAAGACCGGAUAAAGAACUAUUACAAUUAUUAGAGAUUAAUUUGACUAAAAAUGAUUUUGAAUUCAAUGAUGAAUAUUUUUUACAAAUUAAGGGCACAGCAAUGGGCAAGAAAUUUGCGCCCGCAUAUGCCAACAUUUUUAUGGCAGAUUGGGAGGCAGGAGCCCUCCGACAGUGUGACAAGAGACCCAUACAAUAUUAUCGCUAUUUAGACGAUAUUUGGGGCGUAUGGACACAUUCAGAAGAUGAUUUUAAGGUUUUCCUUAACACUCUUAAUAAUUACAAUCCGUCUAUUAAGGUUAAAUCCACCAUGGAUCGAAAUUCUGUAGAUUUUUUGGACACAACCACAUUCAAGGGGCCCACUUUUAAUCAAACUAAUCGAUUGGACAUUAAAGUUUUUUUUAAAGAGACGGAUACACAUGCAUUAUUGCACAAUACCAGCUUUCACCCGAGACAUACUUUUGCAGGUCUAAUUAAAUCGCAAUUGUUACGCUUCCACAGGAUCUGCACACAGAAGGAAGAUUUUCAGAAGGCGUCUAGAGUUCUCUUCACUGCCUUGGCCAGCAGGGGGUACUCUAGGACCUUCCUUAGAAAUUGUUACAAGAGGUUCCUUCAAAUUAAACCCCAAAUAGUGUCCUCUAUGGUGCCCUUUAUCACCACUUAUUCGGACUCCACGGUGAAGCUGGUCAGAGAAGUUAAGAAAAACUUUGAAGAUUCCUUUAAAGAAAGGGGAAUUUUAUAUAAUCAUAGGAUCAUUGCUGCAUUCAGAAAAAACAAAAAUCUGAAGGAUUACCUGGUAAAAGCAAAAAUUCCUAAAUUUACUGAUCCCAAACCAAGGCCACUGGAUAAAUUCUUUAAACAGCAAGUAUGGGUGUCUAAUAAUAGGACCAAAUUUACAUACCAAAUUGAUAAUAAGGGAAAUAUUAAUUCCAGAAACUGUGUUUAUAUAAUAAUUUGCAAACAAUGUGGACUUAAAUAUGUCGGUGAGACUGGAAACACGAUUCGCACCAGAUUCUCACGACAUAGGCAUAACAUUUUAAGAAAGAAAGACAUCCAUACUCACUUGGUUAAACACUUUCUUCAGCACGGCUGGGAUUCAGUUCAGGCCUCCGUUCUUGAAUCAAACCCGAAUUGGAACGUGGCCCAGAGACGGAGAGCCGAGAGGGCCUGGAUAAUGAAAUUAGGCACUUUAAUUCCACAUGGUCUUAAUGAGGUCUAGUUGUGGUGCUACAUAGGACUGGAUGGAGUGUGCACGAAUUUCAUCACUGCUUCGCAGUGAUGAAAUUCUCUUUUUUCCUUUCCUAACCCUAACC